UCCUUGGAGGACUGAUUUUGUGUGAAAUGAAUUAUUACUUCUGGAGAUUCAAGUGAGGAGUACUUUGUGCCAUGACACUACAGCUCUGUGGACUGAAGUUAGCGGUAUCUUGAGAGCUGGUGACUCCAUGUAGAUGACACCAGGACCUGGAAAAGGCUAAGGACACGCCCACCCAUAAUUUUAUCCAUUUAAAUGCUUCCUUGCAGACAUGCAGCAGCUAUUAGAGAAAAAACAUGUUCUUCCUGAGCAGCUGGAAUGGAAUGGCAGUCCAGAUCAGAAGGAUUCAGAGCCUCUAAAGAGUAAAGAGACACAGGAGGAACUUUGGGUAAGUCAGGAGGGAAAGCAGCUUCUUGGACUGGAAGAGGCUGACAUCACUAAGUUCCCUUUCACUGUUGUCUCUGUGAAGAGUAAGGAUGAAGAUAAACCACAGUCAUCACAGCUUCAACAAACCCAGAAAGACGAGAGCACAGAAGUGGAGCUUCUCACCAGCAACUCAACUAAACCUGGAACACUGAAAACAGAAGCUGAUGGAGAUGACUGUAGAGGGUCAGAACCAGCCAGAGACUCAGGUCCAUGCAGUCAUCUACAACCACAUCCUGAUGACAUGCAGCAGUUGUUGCCAGUUAAAGAACAACAAAUUUUCCAUGAAUACCAGGAGUGGAAACUGAAUGUUGACGAGGAGGACAUUAAAGAGGAACAAGACAAACUAUGUAUCAGUCAGCAGGGACAGCAGUUUCAGCAGGAGACUGAUGAAAAACCGCAGUCAUCACAGGUUCAUCAAGGCCAAAGUGACAAGAGCACAGAGGCUGAGUCUGCAGCCAGUGGCUUGACUGCACACAGAACACUGACAGCACAGGCUGAAGCAGAGGACAAUGGAGGGCCACAACCAGCCAACUCGGGUCCAAACAGUCAUUUACAACCAGAUACCAAUGACAGGAGUUCAGACAGUUCUGAUUGUGAGACUGACAACAGUUGUGAACGGAAGCAGACCAGAGAACUUCAUUCAGGUUUUAACUGCCAGGCAAAUAACAGUGUCUCAAAACGACAAAGAAGAAGGCAAGCAAGUGAAAAACCAUUUGACUGUUCGGAAUGUGGUAAAACAUUUGGACAUAAGAGCAAUCUGCUCAAACACAUAAGAAUUCAUAAAGGGGAGAAACCUUUUGACUGUUCUGAUUGUGGGAAAAGAUUUGGAUAUAAGGAUGAUUUGAACAAACACAUGAGAGUUCAUAAUGGAGAGAAACCAUUUGACUGUUCUGAUUGUGGGAAAAGAUUUGCACUUAAAGGGAAUCUAAUAACACACAUGAGAAUUCAUACAGGAGAGAAACCAUUUGACUGUUCUGAUUGUGGUAAAAGAUUUGGACAGAAGGGGGGUCUGAUUAUACACAUGAGAAUUCAUACAGGAGAGAAACCUUUUGACUGUUCUGAUUGUGGUAAACGUUUUGGACUUAAGGCAAAUCUAAUAUCACACAUGAGAAUUCAUACAGGAGAGAAACCAUUCAGCUGUUCUGAUUGUGGAAAAUGGUUUAAACACAAGGCCAGUCUGAUCUCACACAUAAGGAUUCAUACGGGUCAGAAACCAUUCAGCUGUUCUGAUUGUGGUAAAAGAUUUAGACACAGAGGCAGUCUGAACACACACAUGAUGAUUCAUACGGGCCAGAAACCGUUUUUGUGUUUUGAGUGUGGUAAAAGAUUUGGACAAAAGGCCAAACUGAUCAGACACAUGAAAAUUCAUACAGAAAAUGAACCGUUUCGCUCUUAGACGUACGUACUUUGCAUCCAGAAAGUAUUCACAGCAUUUCACUUUUUCUGCAUUUUAUGUUACAGCCUUAUUCAAAAAUGGAUGAAAUUCAUUUUGUUUCUUAACAUUCUACACCCAAUACCCCAUAAUGGUGAUGUGAAUCAAGUUUUUGUUUUCGCAAACUUAUGUACGUAAGUAUUCACAGCCUUUGCCAUGAUAAUCAAAAUUGAGCUCAGAUACAUCAUGUUACCACUGAUCAUCCAUGGGAUGUUUCUACAGCUUAAUUGGAGUCCACCUAGAGUAAGUCUUAGUCAGCUUUAUUGUCAUUUCUACAAUACAUCACAGACAUAUUGAGAACUGAAAUACCUGAUCUCUGG
Thalassophryne amazonica is the source of this 2115-nucleotide messenger RNA. Its product is annotated as gastrula zinc finger protein XlCGF57.1-like. The record is from RefSeq and is a predicted model, not a curated record. Lineage: Eukaryota; Metazoa; Chordata; Actinopteri; Batrachoidiformes; Batrachoididae. Gene Ontology annotation, molecular function: RNA polymerase II cis-regulatory region sequence-specific DNA binding; DNA-binding transcription factor activity, RNA polymerase II-specific. Bases 209 to 1759 code for a protein of 516 amino acids. The transcript has 2 exons. Gene Ontology annotation, biological process: negative regulation of transcription by RNA polymerase II; regulation of immune system process; regulation of cytokine production.